ACGCCGCCGCCUCGGCUGCCCGGGCCUGGGACUGGGCGCGCCGCCUGCCCGCCAGCCCCGCACCCCGCUGGCGCUCGCGUGGACGCCGCGCUUGGCCCCCGACCCCAGCCCGGAGGGACGCGUUCCCGCGGUGGGACCCGCGGAGGCAGUGACAGGCCGCAGAUGUUUGCCAUCCAGCCAGGGCUAACCGAGGGGGGCCAGGUGCUGGGAGGCCCACCCCCAAGUCAGUCUGAGCCACAGUCAAAUGACAACUUCAACUUCAUGGCCCGUGCCAAGGAUGCCAAUGAGAAUUGGCACAAGAUGCAAGGCUCCGGGGAGCCCAUCCUAAUGAAGAGCUCGGAAGAGUUGCUCUCAGACAAGCAGGGUUUCCAAGCCCCUGAACUCCCUGAGGGGGGCAUCCGCAGCCCACCCGAGGGGGCAGAGAUCCCCAGAGCUGAGCCUGAGAAGAUGGGUGGGGCCGGCACAGUCUGCUCCCCUCUGGAGGACAACGGCUAUGCCAGCAGCUCCUUAAGCAUCAACAGCCCUAGCAGCAGCCCUGAGCCUGCCUGCGGGAGCCCCCAAGGCCCGGGCUCCACAGAUCCCCUCCUGCCCUCCGUGGCCCAGGCUGUGCAGCAGCUACAGGCCCAAGAGCGCUACAAAGAGCAGGAGAAAGAGAAGCACCACGUGCACUUGGUGAUGUACCGUCGCCUGGCCUUGCUGCAGUGGAUCCGGGCCCUGCAGCACCAGCUGGUUGACCAGCAGGCCCGUCUGCAAGAGAGCUUUGACACCAUCCUGGACAACAGAAAGGAACUUAUUCGCUGUCUCCAACAGAGAGCAGCACCAGCCAGGCCUCAGGACCAGAGCUAAGGGUGUGUCUCCACACAGGGGAACAGAGAUCUGUGUAUGUAGUUGCAGGCAUGUUUGCAGAUUGUGCUUAAGUAAUUUGAUGAUUAUUUGCAAAUAGUGUGAGCCUGCCAGUGUUAACAUGAAAGCAGGCCUGUGCAGGCAUGUGUGAGUGAGCACCUCUGGAUCAGCUCGUACGCGCUGUGUGUACACAUCUGGAACACACAGGCUAAUGUGGACAGGCCUCUGAGUGUU
Molecule: messenger RNA, 1077 nt
Organism: Sorex fumeus (smoky shrew)
Lineage: Eukaryota; Metazoa; Chordata; Mammalia; Eulipotyphla; Soricidae
Gene: CUNH1orf216
Product: chromosome unknown C1orf216 homolog
Exons: 2
Coding region: 163-846 (227 amino acids)
Source: RefSeq, a predicted model, not a curated record